Messenger RNA from Rangifer tarandus platyrhynchus (Svalbard reindeer), 714 nucleotides. The record is from the annotation of a GenBank genome assembly. NCBI's taxonomy places the organism in Eukaryota, Metazoa, Chordata, Mammalia, Artiodactyla, Cervidae.
AUGGUGGUGGGCAUGGAGCGGUUCCAGAGCUGGCCACAUCUUGGGAGGAAAGCCCACGCAGCAACAAAGGCCAACAAGGCCCAAAUAAGUAAAGAAAUAAAAUCGCAUUUAAAAAAUGAGGAGGGCAGAGUGUCGGGAGAGCAAGAAAGGGCAGUGCAGUGUUCAAGGGGUCAGCAGCAUCAGAAACAUCAUCGUCCUCAGUCCCCGCGGAGCAGCGGAGGGAGCCGUUCCCAGCGACAGCGGGAGCUGUAUGCAGAGUCCCCUUCGACCGAGGGUGUGGUCAGUCCGGGGGACAGACACCGGAGGGUGGAAGCGAUGCGUGCCCACCCUCAUUCUCUUCUUUCCUGCUGCGGCUUCCCGAGGACUGACUCCAGCUGGAGUCCGGAGGGCAAGGGGUCUCGCCGGUGUCGUCUCCAUGGGAAAGGGCUCUCCAUGGCAGAGACGGCUGAGGAGGGCACAGUGGAUCCGGAGGAGCGAGCGGAAGACGUCCAAUACAGACACGGAGGGCUGGAGGGCACGGGGGCGUCGGCCAGUGUGGAAAGAAGCCGGAGAGCCCACGGGCUCUUAGCUGAAGCAAGGUGGCCUGGUCAGAAGCCGGGCUGCCGGGGUGCUCCCGCUGCUGCCCUGGGAGGACCGCCCGCGGCCAGCGGUCAGCUCCCUUGUGAUGGAGUGAUGCUCGGCUGUGCAGCGGGCUGUCCAGCGUCCAGGUCAUAA